AUGGCGGCGUUGUGCAGGGUCGUGACUGGGCUCCGGUUGUCCGUCCGGUCCUUCUCCAACGGGCUCCUCAGGAGCUCGUUCAGCUCGGAUUCCAGCUCUGCGGACAGACCCAGGUCCGGCUUCGCCGCCGCCUUCGACCAGCAGACGGAGCUUCAGCGGGGGGAGAGCUCCGCGGCCGGCCCGAAGGGCUCCUUUCCUGGCCGGGAGGACUGCUUCGCCUCGUUGCUGCGCCGGUCCCCGCUGAUCCAGAUGGGUCCGGCCAAAGACAGGGUGGUAGUCGGGAGAAUCUUCCGCGUGGUCCAGGAUGACCUGUACAUCGACUUCGGUGGGAAGUUCCACUGCGUGUGCCGGCGGCCACCCGGAGGGGAGAGCCUGCAGCGGGGCUCCAGGGUCCGUUUGCGGCUUCAGGACCUGGAGCUCACUGCCCGCUUCCUGGGAGCCAGCACCGACACCACGCUGCUGGAGGCCCAGGCCGUGCUGUUGGGCCCGCUGGACGGACGGGAGCACCAGAAUCGCGACUGAAGCCAUGCAACGGAACUGGACUGACACCAGACAGGGGUUUGAGGUAGAGGAGCUGGGUCUCCUGCAGGAGGUGGAGGGUCGGACUGUGGACCGCACAGGUGGAUUCAGGUGGACUCUGUUGCUGAAAUAUUCUGAAACUGUGUGUACGGACGCUCAGGUGUGCCCGAAAUAAUCAUUAUUUGUAAAUAAAUAAAAUUUCCUUUGACUCUGAAUUGAACUUGAUUGUCUUGUCAUGUCACUUUUUACUGUUGAAACAGAAUGACCCCUGACCCUUAAGCCACGGUCACACGAAAGGGUUGAACAGCUGAUGGUUUGUUUCAUGAACCUGAACCUGCACUUGGUUUAUCACAGCCGAGGUCAUUAAAACACCGUUUGUGAGCAUUAAGGAGGUCAAACAGCUUCAGAUUAUCUACGGCUGCUUCUGCUGUCACGGUGAGGAGGAGGAGCAGAGCCUCUGAAGGUCUGCAGGGCAGAAAAUGUUUUAUACGGCUCAGUGAAUGUUUGAAGGGUCGAGCUCAGAGAAAGUUUCAGCAGACACAAAGACGCAACAGAGGAACGAUGGCUGAUCA
Messenger RNA from Archocentrus centrarchus (flier cichlid), 1091 nucleotides. RefSeq names its product mitochondrial ribosomal protein S28 (gene mrps28). The record is from RefSeq and is a predicted model, not a curated record. NCBI's taxonomy places the organism in Eukaryota, Metazoa, Chordata, Actinopteri, Cichliformes, Cichlidae. Gene Ontology annotation, cellular component: mitochondrial small ribosomal subunit.